Messenger RNA from Ceratotherium simum simum (southern white rhinoceros), 1619 nucleotides. It is a transcript of the gene TIPE3, whose product is annotated as TNF alpha induced protein 8 like 3. Gene Ontology annotation, cellular component: cytoplasm. Lineage: Eukaryota; Metazoa; Chordata; Mammalia; Perissodactyla; Rhinocerotidae. The record is from RefSeq and is a predicted model, not a curated record. Gene Ontology annotation, biological process: regulation of apoptotic process.
CGGCAGCUCCAGCCCGGACGCCGACCCGAGCGCCCCGCAGACGGGCGGUGGGCAGCUGCGGACGCCCGGCCAGCAGCCCGCAGCAUGGAUUCGGAUUCCGGCGAGCAGAGCGAGGGCGAGCCCGGGACCGCCUCAGGUCCCGAUGUUUUUAGUUCAAAGAGCCUUGCCCUUCAAGCCCAGAAGAAGAUUCUGAGCAAAAUAGCCAGCAAAACCAUGGCCAACAUGUUGAUUGAUGAUACCAGCAGUGAGAUCUUUGAUGAGCUCUACAAAGUCACCAAAGAGCACACCCACAACAAGAAGGAAGCCCACAAGAUCAUGAAAGACUUAAUCAAGGUGGCGAUCAAAAUUGGGAUCCUCUACCGGAACAACCAGUUCAGCCAGGAGGAGGUUGUUAUCGUGGAGAAGUUCAGGAAGAAGCUGAACCAGACCGCCAUGACCAUUGUCAGCUUCUAUGAGGUGGAAUACACCUUUGAUAAGAAUGUGCUCUCCAAGCUCCUACAUGAGUGCAAGGACCUGGUGCAUGAACUGGUGCAGCGACACCUGACGCCCAGGACCCACGGGCGCAUCAACCACGUCUUCAACCACUUUGCCGAUGUGGAGUUCCUCUCUACACUUUAUAGUCUGGAUGGAGACUGUAGGCCCAACCUCAAGAGGAUUUGUGAAGGAAUCAAUAAAUUGCUAGAUGAGAAAGUCCUUUGAAUGCUUUCCCUCCUUCUGGACUUUGCUGCGUUCAAGUUACAGCAUCCAACAUGGUCCCAGUGAGAGUCAAGAAAACAAGAAGAAACCCUUGUCGAAGAUGCCCAUGUUCUGUCCUGUUCAUCCCUCUGAUGUUGAUGCCAAAUUGAGCUUGGGUGUGUUUAUCCCCUGAGCUCACUGAUGAGCUCACUUAACAUCACCUUUGUUUGCAAGCCCAAAAGACAUUUCAUCUACUGUAAGCAGAAGGGCUGCUCUGCUCAUCAAGAUGAGCUCAGUCCAUCUUGUGGAGUAGAAGGAGCCCUGGACCAGGAGUUGGAGGGCAUGGAUUUGGUCCCAGCUCCACCAGCUACAAUUCCGUCCUUUAGAUCCUGGAACCAUCAUGCCUGCCUGCCUGCCUCCCAGGGCUGCUGUGAGGAUCGAAUGAGAUGAUGCAUAUUCAUGCUUUUGAAAACGCUGAUGUAAAGUCUUAUUAUUUUCUCUUCGGAAUGUGGAUCUCUUCAACCUGGAUCUAGAAAAUUAAGCAGCAGAGAAGAAAAGAACAAUAGUAUCUAAUGGGCUGGGUUUGCAAUCUGUCUCUAGAUGUGCUGUUUCACACAGAACAAAAAUGAAUCCAAAGGUGUGACAAAGUAUAGCUGCAAAUUGGAAAAAUGUUUUUCAAGAGUUGUGUUUUUUAGGUUUCUGAUCCUGCAGAGGGAAACUUUCUGGGAGGGUGAAGAGUUUCCCACCCAUAAUGUAGAAGCAGAGAACUCUGCUCCCCUGCAGUGCUGGCCCUCCCCCUUCAAAGGGGCAUCAUCCGUGAGGCACAGGGAGGAUUUAUUCCAGCAUGCACGGGAGAGUCAGGCAGAAUGAACCCCUAUCUGUCUGUCUUGGCCUUCCACAGUCAUUUUGUGCUGUUAUCUGGUUCAUUAAUAAAUUGAAACUAC